AUGCAAAAGAAGGUGAAAAAAAAAUGCGCCGCUGCCGCGUGGUUGCUGCGACGGCUGGUUAAUUAUUUGAGUGUGCACGUCAGCGUCUGUCGUGGCGCCGCGGUGGUGGCGCAAUCAGCCGUCACUGCCGCCGCCCCUCCUUUACGGAGGGAGCUGUGUACAACCCUCGCUGCAGCGAAGGUGUCUGUGGUGAGUUCCACGUUGGAGAAGUUGGAGGGACACUACGAGGAUGUCUGCCAUGCGGGGUGGGGUCACGUCAUGGAAGUUUCCGACGGGCGAGGAGGGAUGAGGAUGGAGCUCAGGGCAGGCAGGCCGCCACAGCUGUGGGAGUACAAAGUGGAGGGGGCAACUGUUCUCAUGGAUGACGGUGCAGCGCAGUUCCGCCCACCACGUCCCAGUCUGGUGGUGCUCACCUCCGAGAAGUGGCCGUACGCACUGCUGCAAGGAUGUGGCUCUGACUACUGUGUGUACUCUGAGGUGGAGCAGGUGUGGCUGAUCGUUGAGGGCGAUCUGGCCGGGCUGUUUGGCACGCACGGCGGGGCGAACUCGGCGUUUGUGCGGCGUGUCUUGAUCGGGAUGCCCGGGAUCGGGAGGGCGGUGGCUGCUUGUUCGUGCCUUCUCUACCAGCUGCUGCACUACGACGCCGAGCAGCUCCACGCGGUGGCGUGCUUCAUUGGGGAGCGAGCGUUUCUGUUUGACAGGACCACCAAGAGG
Trypanosoma rangeli is the source of this 714-nucleotide messenger RNA. Its product is annotated as retrotransposon hot spot (RHS) protein. The annotation marks the transcript as partial. NCBI's taxonomy places the organism in Eukaryota, Euglenozoa, Kinetoplastea, Trypanosomatida, Trypanosomatidae. The record is from RefSeq and is a predicted model, not a curated record. The transcript has a single exon.